This is a messenger RNA of Gasterosteus aculeatus aculeatus (three-spined stickleback), 4130 nucleotides long. RefSeq names its product semaphorin 7A (JohnMiltonHagen blood group) (gene sema7a). Gene Ontology annotation, cellular component: external side of plasma membrane; plasma membrane. NCBI's taxonomy places the organism in Eukaryota, Metazoa, Chordata, Actinopteri, Perciformes, Gasterosteidae. Gene Ontology annotation, molecular function: semaphorin receptor binding; integrin binding; chemorepellent activity. The record is from RefSeq and is a predicted model, not a curated record. Gene Ontology annotation, biological process: axon guidance; neural crest cell migration; negative chemotaxis.
AUGGCUAUCGGUCGUCAGUCAGCUGAGCAGCACCCGGAAGAACUAAACCGGAACCAAUCGCAGCCUGGUGCGCUGCGGGAGGGUUGCUUCGCAGCGACACACGCAAAGAGGUGUGAACGACACGCAACGGGGGUUUGCGUCUGCGUCGCUCUGAAAACGCAGAAGCAUAAACUAGGCGUAAGGCGCACAAUGUUGCGACUUGUUUCAUUGUAUAUUUGGCUUUCCCGGGACGUUCAACUCGUCCUUAAUGCGCCGACUCUCGGUUCUGGAAAUAACCCAAGACUGCUGCUGAGCAAAGACUACAGCAGUAGUGGAAUUGAAUACGAAGUUUCUCAGAAACACAGCGUGUUCUUCUAUGACGAGGACUCUGAGCAGAUAUAUGUCGGGGGGACAGACUUUGUGCUGAACCUUGAUGUGGAUGAUUAUCGCGUUAAAGAGAGAUUCCGUUUAAAGAACUUGGGGCAUCAACAGUGCCAAGAGGGUCAAUGUGAAAAUGUCAUUACUGUGAUCGAGCAGUUUCAGGGCAGCCUGUUUGUCUGUGGAACAAACGGAAACAACCCUCAGUGUUGGAAGCUUUUUUCUUCAGCGAACAACCAGACUCAUGCAAUAGUGGAGAGUUAUGAGGGGACGGGCAUCUCUCCGUUUGUUUCCACACAUAACUCCGUGACCCUCGCAGCGGACGGGGAUCUAUACUCAGCGGUGCCUUUGGAUCCUGAUGGAAGUUCAUUACAAUUCAGAAGGAAAGCUGGAGGCAGAACUAACGUCUGGAUGUACGACGGCUGGCUCUCAGAGCCCACGUUCAUCUCCGCUUCCUGGGUAAGGCGGGGGGAGGACCCUGAUAACGAGAAAAUCUACGUAUUUUUCCGUGAGAAGAACUCUGAUCCGAAUCCGGAGGCCGACCCCUGGAUAUCCAGGGUUGCCAGAGUUUGUAAGGUAGAUGAAGGUGGAACGAAACGAUUCUUCCAGAACAUGUGGACAUCUUUCCUCAAGGCCCGGCUUGUCUGUGGGUUUUCAGGGGAAUCGCUGUAUUUCAACCGCCUUCAAGACGUUUAUGUGAUGCAUGCUGAGGACUGGAAAGACACUCGUGUCUAUGCCCUUUUCUCGCUUUUCACAAGCAGCUGGAACUCCACAGCAGUGUGCGUCUAUUCUAUAGAAAUGAUUGAGGAAGUAUUUGAGAACUCAACUUUCAAGGGCUACAACAAAGAAGUCCCAAAACCAAGGCCGGGAACGUGUGUAAAAAACAGCAGAGAGUUGCCACUGGCCACUGUCAACAUGGUGAAGGAUUACCCAGAAAUGACUGACUGGGUUCACUCCGUGCAUUGUAAAGUGCCAUUUUACAUAAGCAACAACAACUACACAAACAUAGCUGUGGACCGCGUCCAGGCGGCGGACCAGAGCAUGUAUAACGUUCUGCUUCUGGCUACUGACUCUGGAACAAUACACAAAGUCUUGGAGUCGGGAUCAGAACCGUUCAUCAUCUCUGAAACACAACUCCCCAACUGUUCAAGCAUAAAAUCUAUGAAGCUUGUCUCCAAAAAGAAAAAGUUAGUGGUGGGUUUACCGGAGAGAAUUUCUAUCAUGGACCUCCAGAGGUGUCAGGAGUACAACAAGUCCUGCGCAGACUGUGUUCUGGCCCGGGACCCGUACUGCGCCUGGACGCAGAUCGGAUGCACCCCGACUACUCUUGGAGGCAUUCAAAACCUCAUUGACGGGAACAUAAGUCUAUGUCCUGCAUCAGAGAAGUUAAUAAACCGGACCAAACGGGACAUAGCGUCACCAUCCCCGGUGGAUUUGGGGACAAUUCACUCUGUCCCCUUGAGUGUCCCUUUCUAUCUGUCAUGUCCUAUAGAGUCCUACCACGCUGUCUACACCUGGGAGCAUGGAGGCCACAGCCACCCUUGUCUCCAAAUGCAGUCCAACUGCCUGCACCUCAUCCCAGCCAUGGCGAAGGAGCACUACGGUCGCUACAACUGCGUUUCCAAAGAGAAAGACUACACCAAAGUGGUGAAAACGUAUCGGCUUACGGAGCAAAGGAUUCUAGAUACGAAUAAGCACACUAAGGUAUUCGAUACCUCUUUCAAAAUAAAUCACGCAUCAGCUGUCGUGUCACAGAAGGCAUUGAUUGCUCUUGGACUUGCUGUUUUGGGGAUUUUAAGAUAUUGCUGAACUUAGUCUUUAAACUUGCCACGCUGUCGUUGUGAGGCCAAGGCACAGGCAGCAUGACAGGAAAUCCACCAUAGCCGUAAACUUUCCAAUCAAGCAGGCAAAACCACUGCUGUAAACCCAAUUCGCUCAAGCGCAUGUAUAGUUGGCAGAAAAGGAAAAUGCUGCGGCAAAGUAGUUUUUCCAAAGAGAAGCUAGAACAGCAGAACAAGCACAAGCAGCACAGAGCACAGCUUGAGCGAUCGGAGGGGCCCUAGUUUUCCCCCAGUGUCUUUGUAUCAGCUGAUGAUCCGUCAAAAGACAUCGGAGAGCCAAAGAAAACCAAGUUCACAGUAAGUAGGUGUGGUGCAGUAGUAUCUCUGCUCCCAGUCGGAUCCGAUAAGACUACGUGGGGUAGGGUGGAGGCAGCCGUGGGGACCCUUCUGGAAUUUCCCUGUUUUUGUUUAUCCAGAGUUCAGGGAGGAAUUUGGAAAUGUGCAAUAAAAAUGUUUUGCAGCCUAGCAGACGAUAUCUAAGCUAUAACGUUUUCAAACCGAGCUAGAACGUCUGAAUCUGACACAGAGAUUACCUUUAAAAAUGUUGUACGAAACAAUAAUAUGUAUUAUGUUGCCAUUUCACAAUGAAGUAUUUUUAAACAUGCAAACACUGUAUUCAGAAAUAGAGUAUUGUUGUACAAUGUAACCAUGAACAAUGGAAGUGAUUGUUAUGAUUUCCUGCUCAUUGAAAAUGAAAAAGAAUGGAGAUAACAAGCAGUUGUACCUCUCUCAGACCGUAAAGGGAUUUAGAGCAGUUUAGGUCAUGCAGGCAACAGACGAGACACAGUGCACAAAGUAGCUUAAUUAGGACGACAACAACCAAGGACCUUCAGCUUAAACUGUGUCUGGUCUCAACCCUGCUAAUGACAUGAAUUAUCUAAGUGCAUCUUGUUUGGGAAAAUAAAUCAGCAACACUCUUUAUCUCUGUGACCAUCAACCAAAAGUAAAACUGCUUGUUUUCUGUUACUGAGUCAAGAACAGAGGGAGCACACCCAUCUAGGUGUGUUCGUUUUCCUUUUUGGGAAACCUCCAAAAAACCUGCUGUUCGUAUGUUGGGUGUUUAAAAAAAUAUUCUUUUAACAGUACAGUGACUUCACAUGGACCAUGUCCAUGCUCCACCGAUACAACAAACUAUGUCAGCUGUUUUUAUCCACGGUUACGACACAGACCUUUAGCAGAUGACAAAGUGGUGUAACUUUAAAUGAAAAUCCGGGAGUAUCUGUGUUAAGCCGGAGCUGACCCGACGGCUCAGUGACGCCUCCACGCAAUGCGUAAUCGACCUGCCGGCUGCCGGGAAGCUUGCUGACACAGUUCAGGUGGGGGGUGUAUAAUGUGUGGUCAACGUUAUUUGACUACGGCGUCUAUGUCCGUCACCCAGUUUAUUCAAUCCUCACCUUCUCUACUCAAACUGGAGGCAACGUGGAAGCCGACUUUAGGAAGCAGUCAACGUGUCUGACCUGCGGCAGCUGCGAGUCUGCACCUGUGAGACACGUUGACCUUGAGUUCCUGGUGUUUCUGCGGAAAUUGGAUAUGAUCCCACACUAACAUUGAGCCACAGACGGCCUGGACCACAGUUUACAUCCCCAUUUUUUUCCUACUUGGCCUCAGGAAAAGAAAACUCCAUAGAUAUGGAAAUAUGAUGUGUUCUUAUGCAGAAGUAUGCCCAAGCAAUGUUCAUGGUUGGAAUAUGGAAGCUGGCCCAGAAACCAACUGUACUUAGUGAACAUAAAACAUAAUAUUAAAGAAUUAAGAAUAAACUAUAACUUUAAACAGUAGUUAUUUGUGCAAUUAUUACAAUUAUUGUGUCUGUAAUUACAGCAGUUAGAGGUUUUUGACACUUUGACACAGCGAUUAUUACGUUCUGCUAGUUGCAGCGCACAAAAGGAGAGAUGUGAUCUGAGUAUAAAAAUAAAACACUUUGCCUAAACGGAA